ACAAGCAGCAGGGAGAGCUGUGUGAGGCUUCUCAUGGGGGAGAGAUGAGGUGGCUGCCCAGACACUUCAUUUCGGUGCUCUGGCAGUAUUUUCUGAGCCACAUUUACUGGAUUUUCCUGCUGGUGCAGGGGGAUCUGUGAGCUGCAGCUUCCUGGCAGGAUUCUGGGAACAGCACCAAAACCCCCAACAGGCAGUGAGCAGGUUUUGUGCUCUGAGUCAGAAGCAGGCUGAGAAGAUGCAGCCUUCAAAGCGUGUAUCCAAGGAGGGGAAGGGGAUCUGUGCGAGGAGGAUAUUUCCAGUGUGAGGCUCAGAGCCUGGGGGAACCUCUCCUGCCAACACUCGGCUUCUGAUGAACAGAGCAAGAGUCUUCCCCAAGGAGCAUCUUCAGCAGAAACCAAAUAGUGACUGGAUUAACUGGCUCUCAUUCAGAGGGAACUUGGCAGAUCUCUACAUCACAUCAUAAAGAUUUCCUAGGUCCAGAAGCUGCAGAAGAGACAACUGAGCAGCAGAAAAAUGUGACUCUGAGAAGAGACUUCAAGCCUUCUGAUGAUGAAUUUUCUACUGAUCAGUUCUAAUUUAAAUAUAUAACUGAAGCAUGCAUAAAAAUUAACCUGAUAGGGAAAAAUACCUUCUCAUUAAUUAGAACUGCCAAAAAAAAAAAAAAAAAAAAAAAGAAAGCAGUCACCUGAAGCUUCAAAAUGAGUGCUCCACUAAUUCCAAACAAGUCAUGUUAUUCCCAGCUUCAGGACAACCGCAGUGAAAUAAGAAAUAAUAAUGAAAGCAUCGUGAAUGUUGGGGAUACCAAUGCCAACCAAAUUGUAACAAAAGUUGGAACCACUGACGGGAAUGUUAAGAAACAUGAUUUGACAGAUGAGAGUGGGAAUAUAUACUCUGGAGGAACAGAGAAAGUGACUCAUCUGCCUGCAGAGCAGAAUAAAUUUCUGACCUUCAAAGGCUCUCAAACCUGUCACACCAGUGCACAGGAAAGUAAGCUGCCUUCCACCACAAGCAGGGAAACGGGGAAAGAUUGUAGGACCAGCGACUCUAAGGAUAUAUCAAGGCAUAUCAGGAUUAGCCGAGGACAAAGUCUGUCCAAUUUAAAAAGUAGCACAAAUGAUACCAGCCUGGAGGUUGUCUCCAAAGGUGAUAUUGACUUCACCCAGAACUUUCCUAAGGGAAAAAUGUCCAGGACUGUGGAGGUGGAGAGAAUAAAAAGGCUUUCUUUGGGAAGACCGAGUAAAUUUUCUCCUCAGCCCGAAACCUUUGCAAAAGAUGGCGUUGGCCGCGUGUCAUGCAAACGUCUGCUUUCUGCAUCAUUGGACUCCAUUGACAGGUCUCACCACUUGGUAGGAAGUACAGAGAAAUCCCAAAAAACAUCCACGGAUCAUUUUCUUGGGAUGGUGUUUUGUCCACUUGACAAUACCUCAGAGGAAAAUACUGUAUUUUAUUCCAAACCAUCUACCUCAGGGAACAAGAAAACAAGUAAACCAGAAAAUGUACCAAAUGUUAACAUUGAAAGCACACUGCAUACUUCUCAUUCUCAACAUUCAGCUGUUAAGCUCAAUGAAGUUGCUAGUAAAUCAGAAGCACAAUUAGGUCAGGGUGAUAAAAGUAAAAAACUGGAGCUUAGGACUGCACCAUCUCUACAAUAUAAAAAUACAUGUCCACAAAAGACAGAGAGAAUUAUGCUGGUAGAGUUCCUGGGGUGUCCAAAGGCUGAAAAUACAGCAGUGCAGGAACAGAAAAGCUCUGGGUCUGACAUGUCAAAAUUUCAAGUAUCCCAUUUUCAAGACACUUGUAAUAGAGUAGAGGACCCAUUGUCAAGCCACAUAGUAACUCAUCCUGAUGAUAAAUUGCAAAAUGAUAACAUCACCAUCAGUGGGGAAGGGAGAGGAAGCAAUGACAGUGACAACAGGGCAACCAGCCAGGUUGGUGAGGAAUAUUUUACUGAUGAGGAAAUGGAGACAAUAUUUCCACUCACUUGUGAUAACAAAUGCAGCAUCAAAGUGACACCGAGAAAAAACAAAAAUUUGCAUGAAGUUGACACAGGUUGUGCUGAAACAGUUGGUGAACAGAUAUCUCCUUUACAUGAUAUUAAUCCACCUGACAGCAAUCCCUUGAAAGUUAAUGAGAAUAAACUGAUGCUAGUCAAAGAAGGCACCGAGGAUGCUGUUGUGCCUGCUUCUGAUCCUUCAGAUAAUCACAGAGCGCACAGUGCAGAGACAGUGUCAAGCCAACAACCUGACAGUCACAGCAGUGAUGUGGAAACCUCAAAUGUUGCAGUUCCAAGUAAAGAUAUGGCUAAUGUACAGAAACAUCCUCCAGAGGAAGCACCAGCAAGCUGUAACAUUCCACCGAAGGCUGAUGUCUUUUUAUGUGUCCCAACUCCUGUGAGCCCGGUGCCAACGCCAGAUGUUAAUGGUCAGCCCACGCUAUCAAACACUAAUUUGAAGGAACUUUAUGCACUUCACGAUGACAAAUUGUCACCCUCCUCAGUCCUACCUCCCAUUGACAGCACACAGUUGUUAAACAUAUCCCCUAAAGUGCCUAUCAAGACUGCUUGCAGCAGCGCCAUCCCAAAACCUAUCCUGGUCCACCCCAAGGGCUCCCUCACGGAUAAGGCCAGUGUGGACAGCGACUGCAGUGAAAAGCUGGAAGAAGGCGUAGAGAUGAAACCUGCCAUCCCCCGGCCCAAACCUGUGAGACCUAAAAUCAUCACGUACAUUAGGAGAAGCCCUCGCUCCAUGGAGCAGCUGGACCCUUUGUUCGCGCCGGCAGGGCUGCCCUUCGAUGGCGCCGCGUGCAGCGUGCCCAUCCCUGCCGAGCAGAAGGCGCCCCACGCAGGGGAGGCGAAGCCCACCAGCAUCCUGUACGACAAAUUCAAACCUGACCUCCAGAAGCCAAGACUCUUUGGUUCUGGACUAGUAGUGUCAGGAAUUAGGCCCCCGGGUCAUCACUUUGGUCCGAUGAGCGAGAAGUUUCUGCAGGAGGUUGGGGAAAGGCCUGCAAAGGAUGAAUAUUGUCCUGCACCAUACACUCACUAUGAGGUACCACCAAGCUUUUAUCGAUCUGCCAUGAUCCUGAAGCCACAGUUAGGACUGGGUGCCGUGUCCAGGUUGCCAUCUGCCAAGAGCAGGAUUCUCAUUGCAAGUCAAAGAUCCUCAGGGAGUUGUCUCCACCAGCAAGGAGAAAUAACGAGUGCUCCCAGCCUCUACCAUCCUGAUGCUUCAGUUGAUCUUAAGAAAGGAUCAUGUCCAAGUGCUGCAAAAUCAAAUCUCCCCAAGCCCUGCCCAUCUGGACUUCGUCCGCCAGGUUAUUCCCGGUUGCCAGCAGCUAAGCUUGCUGCAUUUGGUUUUGUCAGGAGCUCAAGUGUGUCCUCUGUCUCCAGCAACCAGUCAAACGACAGCGCUCAGAGCGACCAGAGCAGGACAACUAACCGUUCCAGCUUUGGAAAUGAAGAGCAGAGCACCCCCAGGGCAUCUGCACCUCCUAAGGAUGUUCCCAAGGGAAGCAGCAAAAGCACAACGCAGGUAUCGAGCAGCACAGCGACUCCCCGCAGGAGCUUACUGCCAGCACCAAAAACUGCCCCAGCACCUGCUGGUGUGAAGAAAGAAGUACAAAAAGAUCAGGAUUCUAGCAGACCAGCUGUCUCAUCCCCUAAGAAAUCAGCAGUAACAACCACAAAACUCCAUUCACCAGGACAUCCCAAGCAAAGGCCAGCCACCCCAAAGAAUGGAUUCUCCCCCAAACCAGGAGAGGGGCGAGACACUGAAAAGCAGUUCAUUCAGAAACUGAAGGAGAAGUGUGAUGAGCAGUCCCGGCAAUUAAUCAAUAUCCAAGAUGAGCUGAAAAGGGCCAGUUGUGGCUUCGAUGUCUUUGCUAUAACAACACAGUACUUUUUCAGGCAGAAUGAAAAUGCCCUCGUGAAAAUAAAGGAGUUAGGAGUCGAGCUUGCAAAGAUCAGGGAGGAAGUUGACCUCAACACAGCAAGAUGGAAGAAGCUGCUGAGCGAGAAGGAGGAGCUGGAGAGGCGCUUCGAGGAGGAGGGGAAGCAGCUCCGCAGGCAGCAGCAGCAGGAGAUGCAGGCGCUGGAGCAGCGGCUGCAGGAGGAGUACAACACCAAGAAGGAGAGCCUGCAGGAGCAGCACAGGCUGCAGCUGGAACAAGCUAAAUUGCAGCACCAGGACCAGGUGGAAGAUCUCACAGCUGUACAUGAAGCUGCAAUGUCACAGCUGGAAAACAGCCACAUAGUGGCCAUUACAGUACUGCAGGAUGAGAAUGACUGCAAGAUUCAAGAACUGAAUACUGCUCACAAACUGGAAAAGGCACAACUAGAGGAGACUUUUGAGAAGCUGCGUCUGUCACUGCAGGACCAGAUAGACACCCUUACCUUCCAGAAUCAAUCUCUUAAGGCCAAAGCAGACCGGUUUGAAGAGGCUCUGAAGAAAAACACUGAGGAACAGCUGAAGAUUGUGCGAGCUCCGUAUCUACACUUAGAAAAAGAUUUGAAGAGCUUAAAACAUGUUCUGGAAAUGAAGAACCUCCAGAUUCACCAACAGGAGAAGAUGAUUAUGGAGCUAGAAAAACAGGUUGAAAAAAAUUUAAAACUGGAAGAAAAAAUCACCAUGCUGCAACAGCAGAACGAAGAACUCAGAGCCAGGAUUGAGCAAAAUACUGUCAUAACAAGGCAACUGUCAGAGGAGAAUGCAAAUCUUCAAGAGUACGUUGAGAAAGAAGUGGAGGAGAAGAAGAAGCUCAGCAGGACUAACGAGGAGCUCCUCUGGAAGCUGCAGGAGGGAGAUGCCGUGAGCCCCGUCAAACUCCCACCUGCACCAUCCACUCCUUUUUAUCGCUGCUCAUCAGGGAACUCCUCUCCAGCUAAAGUCAGAACCUUGAGGCGAUGAGUCGGCAGCUGUCUGCCGAAGGUUCCCUGCCUUUUGUGCAUUUCCAAUCUGCAGCUUGUUACCAUCCAAGGAAGUACUACCAUCAACAGGCGCCCAGGGUUCAUGGCUGCAAGCAUGUUCAGCAGCUGCAUAGCUUUACACUAGGCAGGGUACUCUUACAGUGCCCACAUGGAAACUCUUGGUUCUGACAUGUUGAUUAGGGUAGCAAAAAAGAUAGCCAAGAACUAGAACAGCAGAAAGUUAGGAUAGCAAAAGGUUUAGUUUGAUGUGUGAAUAUUUUAACUAUGGUUAGGGCCAAAAGUUGGGAAAUGCUCUAUUAAUGGUUCAUCAGAAUGAACUUUUGCUGCAGUAUUUCAGGUUAGUUACAAAUAUAGUUCAAGUUGUGAAUAUUUCUGUAUUUAUAUGUGUCUGUGUUUAUAUACAUGUACGUAUUGUACCUUUAUACCUAUAUAUAGAUGCACACACAUAUAUAUGUAGUUGCAGAUGUUCUGAAUUACAUUUUUUAUAUCAUUGGAUACUACUAAGUGCUGAUAUAUUUUCAUUACAGUCAGCAGUUUUCUAACUCGUGCCUAAGACUUGUAUCUAAACAAAAUGCAUUUCUGUUUAGCCUCCCAGGAAUAUUUUUACCCAACCUAGAAGAAAGUUACACAGAAGUAGAAGCGCCUUCCAAGUGACCACCAAGUGGUACUCUAUAUAACAUGAACACCAGCGAAUCUGAAAUUCUAAGACAGUACUGCCUUUGAAACUCUCACCUUUGCAUUGAACACCAGAAAAGAUACGCAUACCAUCCACUGCUUUUUAACUCUUAGCACUGAUACUGUAAGAUAGGCUAGAGAUGAGAAAACUGAGAGUUUUAGAAAAUUUGGUAGAGGUUGCUGGUUAACACGGUUCAAUUUUAGUGUCUUUGUUUCAAUCCUAGUCCAAUCUUACCUUGUUUUACCUUGUUGUGGUUAGGAUGCAAUCAAAAAUCUCUGGCUGUAGGUUUCUGUCCAUUUUGUUUUAUUUCGAGUCCCAGAAGCAAGAAAGAGAAAAUAAGUUGCUUAUCCUUGACCUUUGCUGAUGAGAGUUUUCCAGUAGUAAGAUGAGAUACUGGGCAUCUGCUAGGACUCUAGCUUCCUUCCACCUCAAAUGCCAAAUAGAGCAUAGCCAACUUCAUAGGUGCAGAUAAGGUCAGAAUUUCUUUUCUUCCACAUUAUUUCACAUUGCUACAGCUUACCCAGAGUUACAGAGCACUUUGAAGAUUCAUGGAAAUGAGUGGUUAAACUACCUGUAACUUUCCCAUCUAGAAGCAAAAAUGCUCACCCAGCUUUGAGAUGACCUCCCACCCAAGAGGAUGGUGAGGCCAAGGAGUAGUUGGGGUGAGACUGUCUGCAGGGCCCUCCUGGGCAUUGCUAACAAGAUAAAAAUACCCCUGAGCAUAAUUUUUAAAACAAAGAGAUGUGUGGGAUGCUUUCCUACCCAGCUUAGGGCAAAGAUCCUGCAUGCAGUCCUGCUCUGUGCACCGGGGUCAAAGUCAGCAGGGCGACAGUACGUGGAGGAAAUCCCUGAGGUGCAGGAGUGCUGCAGGGAAGGUGGCUUUCUCACCAGGGUGGCAUUGCAUAGCCCUGCCAUCCUGCUCGAGUGAGAGCUGUGCUUCAGCUUUCCUGGGAAAUACUCAGGAUUCACAGACUGCAGCUUAGAUACAGCUUCAACCACCAUCAACACACCUGUGGCCUGUUCCACAGUGUUAAAAAGAAAGAUGAUUUUUUUUUCUCCUUUUUAGAGAAAUUUAUUUUUGUAGCAGCUUUUGCAUGGUACUGUGAUACUGAGUAAAUUGAGCAUCUUGUUAGAAUAGGUUAUGCCACACCAGCUACUACUGUUGAAAUGCAUUGCUAGAUUUUAGUGGGUCCAACAAGUACAACCUGAAAGAUACUCAGCACGCACAUGCACACAAAGCCCAUUCUUGCCAAGUAUGACUUUAAUCAUUUUGAUACUUGCUAACUGCACAGCUAUUUGCAACACCUACAGCAUUCCCAUCUUUCAUUCCACCAAUAUAAUUCUGAUACAGUGAGAUCACAGACUCAUACGGUGAUUUGGGUUAGAAGGGAACUUUAGACUAUCUAGUCCAGCCCCCACUGCCAAGGACAGGGACACUUUUCACCAGGUUACUCAGAGCUUCAUCCAACCUGGCCUUGAACACUUUCAGGAAUGGGGUAUCCACAACUUCUCUGGGCAACCUGUUCCAGUAUCCUACCACUCUCACUACAGAAAUUCUCUUCUUUAUGUCCAGUUUAAACCUAUCCUCUUUCAGUUUAAAACUGUGGUUCCUUGUCCUAUCACUACAGGCCCUGGUAGAAAGUCUCUCUCCAUUUUUCUUAUAGGCUCUCUUGAGAUUCUGGAAGGCUGCUAAAAGAUCUCCCCUGAGUCUUCCCUUCUCCAGGCUCAGCAAUUCCCAGUGUCUCAGCCUGUCUCCAUAGAAGAGGUGCUCCAUCCCUGUAAGAUUUUUGUGGCCCUCCUGUAGACCCACUCCAAGAUGUCCACGUCCUUCUUACCCCCCAGGACUGGAUGCAGCACUCUAGGUUGGGUCUCAUAAGAGUAGAGUAGAAGGGUAGAAUCCCCUCCCUUGCCCUGCUGGCCACACUGCUUUGGAUGCAGCUGAGGAAUACAAUUGACUUUCUGGGCUUUGAGCACCCUUUGUUGGUUCAUGUCCAGCCUCUCAUCCACCAGUAUUCCCAAGUCCUUCUCAGCAGGGCUGUUCUCAAUCUCUUUAUCCCCCAGCCUGGAUUCAUACCACAGCUUGUCCCCACUAGGUGCAGGACCUUGCACUUGGUUUUGUUGAACCUGAUGAUGUUCACGUGGCCCCACUUCUCAAGCCUGUCCAGAUCCCCCUGGAUGGCAUCCCCUCCUUGCAGUGUACCAACUAAACCACUCACCUUGGUGUCAAUCCACAGACUUGCUGUGGAUGCACCUGAUCCCACUGUCUGUGUCAUUUAAGACAUCGCACAGUAUCAGUCCCAAUACUGACCCCUGAGGGCACCACUUCUUACUGAUUGCCAUUUGGACAUUGAGCUGUUCUGGAUGCAACCAUCCAGCCAAUUCCAUAUCCAGCUUCCAUCCAUCAAAGCCGUAUCUCUAGGUUAGGAUGCUAUGUGGGACUAUGUCAAAGGCCUUGCAGAGUCCAGGUAGAUGACAUCAGCUGCUCAUCCCCCACUCACCAACACAGUCACACCAUUGCAGAAGACCAUCAGAUUAGUCAGAGUGGAUUGUUGGUAGUUUCUAGCCUUCUCCUUUUUACCCUUUGUAAAAAUGGUUGAGAUCAUACAACUGGAGUUGUUAGCUUGAUGCUACUCAAAACUUUAAGCGCACUAAAGUAUAUUAUUGGCCCAAGACAGGCUGCCUGAACCUGUUGUAAUUGAUUCAUCUUCCCCUUUUAUAUCUGGUGCUUUCCUUAUCACUUUGUUAGUUUAAAGUCAUAUUCAAGAGAUGCUUCCAGCAGUGAAUUGGGAGUGGGGCUUUUAUGGUGGGAAAACUGGGACUGAACCCAGCUCCAACAUAAUUUGGUAUCAUUGCCAAUCCCUUCCCCAUCUAAUUUUUGCCUCCCAUUCCUGUCUCUCACUGGAUUCUUCCUUGGCACGCCCUCUGGGGCCUGCCCAAUCCCUAGCAAAGCUGCAGGAAAUUCUGCCUAGCCAGAGGGACCCAGCAACCUGUCCCUGUGGGGGCUGUGAAGAGUGGCUCCUUCUGGUGCAAGCCAAAAACACAGACUUUUUUUCCCAAAAGAAAGUUAUUCCUUUUUUAUACUUUUCCUCUGUCCUGACUUUCUUCACCUCUGCAUGUUGCAGUAGGUGUGAAAGAAAGGCCCAGGUUGCUCAGACAGUGGGAGGAAGGGAGCAGCCCCUGAACGGGGCAGCCAUUCCCAGAAAAUUAAGAUCCCAAGGUGCAUGGCCAAGCUAGUAAGCCCUGCUCUUGCCAGGGAGCUGCAACCAUGCAAGGUGAGCUUGGCAUUCCCAGUGGGGUAGGGGCCGUAGCUCUAGUCCAUGCUCCUUGGCCAUCUCUAUUCAAAGACAAGCAAGGGGAAGUGUUUGCUUUUGCAGGGCUGGAAACUUCCCGAACACCACUGCCACUGUGGGGACUUUCCCAUUUGGAAAUAGGAUGGCCUUUGGCAGGAGAGGGAAUGUAGCCAGCACCAAGCAGAAAGGGUUUUAUCACCUCUGUCUUUAAGGAAGCUGUUUGAUUUUGUUAAUCUUUACUCAAUGCAGAAGGGUGUAGCAGCAAUAAAAUGAGCCUACAGCUGCUCCCAAGGGGUUCCAGAGAUGGGCACUGGGAGCAGGUAUUAGCCAUGGGAUGGCAGGAGAGCCAUCAGCGAGCAGGGGGCGUGGAAAAUUCCUUUUUUAUUGUGGGAAGGUACUAUUUGGCCCUACUGGGAUUGCACCUCCAGUGACUGCUGGCACAGACAGGUUGAUUCAGUUGAUGCACCGCAGCAAAGGCUUGUGGUGGUGGCAGGCAGGGGAGGAAAGGAAAAACUGUCAAGUGCAAAAUCAGGUAUUUUGUCUCUGCACUGAUGGUGGUUGUGUCCCAUGGACACUCUGAGGAGCCUCUGUACAGUUUCCCAUGCAGCAGGAGUUCUGUGAUUCCGUUUAUUAUGUGGCUAAUGAUUACAGGAAGAGUUUGUAUUAUUUCAAUUAUGAUGUACAGAUAAGUGUAAUAUAUUCCUGAUAAUAAAUCCAUGCGCCAGUGCGCCUAUGGGCUGACGCACACA
This is a messenger RNA of Catharus ustulatus (Swainson's thrush), 9639 nucleotides long. RefSeq names its product microtubule associated scaffold protein 2 (gene MTUS2). Gene Ontology annotation, molecular function: microtubule binding. Lineage: Eukaryota; Metazoa; Chordata; Aves; Passeriformes; Turdidae. The transcript is spliced from 16 exons. The record is from RefSeq and is a predicted model, not a curated record. Gene Ontology annotation, cellular component: cytoplasm; nucleus. Bases 699 to 4904 code for a protein of 1401 amino acids.